Molecule: messenger RNA, 14872 nt
Organism: Maylandia zebra (zebra mbuna)
Lineage: Eukaryota; Metazoa; Chordata; Actinopteri; Cichliformes; Cichlidae
Gene: srcap
Product: Snf2-related CREBBP activator protein
Biological process (GO): chromatin remodeling
Cellular component (GO): Swr1 complex
Molecular function (GO): ATP hydrolysis activity; DNA binding; histone binding
Source: RefSeq, a predicted model, not a curated record
GUUCUGUACUUUGUCAGCAGCGGUCCUCCACCAUUUCGCUGCGUAAAGUCUCCUCCCCGCGACCGCUACAUUCUGCGCCGAAACCCAGUCUCUCCCGGUCCGUAAUUUAACUUCUUCCCACAGACCUAGGGGUACCUCGUUGGGUACCGGGAGACAGUUCGGAUUACUGGCAUUACGGAUUGAGUGCGAUUUUUCGCGGAUGACGACUCCUUCAACGAGAAUUUAGUAAAAGAAAAUUGGUCGGAAAUUUCAGAAUAUGUGGAGGGGACCCUAAUUUCAGCAUCCUGGAAGUAGAAAGCACUGAAGAUCUGUGUCUUACACGACAGACAGGUGCAGUGUGUAGCCGGGGCAGCACCGAGGAAGGACGCUCUGGGGAGGAGGCGGCGCGGCAGCACGCCUCUCCGGCUGUGGAUGUGCUGGGUGGCAACCCCCAGGCUGCACAAAAUGUGGCUGGGGAGUCCCCUCGGCAUGCCCCGCAGCCGGUCGCAGCUGCCCCGCACCCAGUCCCUCCGCUCACCGAUCCGUCCACUGUGCCCCUGCUGGAGAGCAACACCCCAACAUUCGCCAGCACGGAGAACGCCCCUCCGACCACCUUGCCUGAGACUCUACCAAUCAGUGGUAAUAUCAUCUCAGAAGAGAGUGCCGUCGGAGUUGCAAGAUCUUUGCCAGCGUCCCUCACUGAGGACUGCAGUUCCUCUGCUGAGAUGCAAAGGCUUCCAGCUUCCCUUUGUCCUCCUGUCCCCUUACAGAUUGACAAAACAGUGCAAGAGCUGCAAUACGGGUCACAAACUGAUAAAGAGAAAAGCCACUCAAACAGUCAGACAAACCAGCUUCCUAGAGAAGGUGCUGGACUUGUGGUUAUUACGGGAACAAAGGAAAAACGGUCCAUCACCUUGGAAUAUAAACCAGAGACUGGAACAAAUAUGGAACUUGGUGGAAAAGAGCACACAGGUGGGAAUAUUCUCCCACAACAACCCAAAUCUCAGAUCUGUUUCACAGCCUCAUCUCUCUCUGUCCAAGACGCUACGGAGGGUGGGGCUGUGGAGCAGUCCGACAGGACUCCAUCUGUCCAAACAAAUCAAAGCAGCCAUAUACCUCCGUCAGGUGCUGCAGAGCAAGCAGGGAGUCUCCAGGACUCGGCAUCGCCUGCACUCCUUCUGUCCUCAGCCGAAAAUAGAGAGAUUAAACAAACUAACCUGUCAAAAACUCAACCCAAAACUAUCAAGGGGAUCUCAGCUAAUGCUAGAGACGUGCAGAAAACGGCUUUUUCGGAGUCAGUUGAACACAUUGAAACGCAGCCUCAUUCAGCUGAAAUACUCGAAGCCGCAAAGGCAAGAGAGCUGCUCCCUGGAAUAUACACUUCGACUGGAAAAGGAAGCUCGGCGUCCAGCUGCGGUCCCCUUGAAGGAGCGCAGGUGGAGAGUAGCACGAGCAAAGAGCAAGCUGACUCGUCAGGCCCCACAGUGCUGCAAGAGAUUUCCUCAAAACCUUCCACCGGACCUGCUCUGUUUGACACAGGCCUAGUUGUCUCACUUCAGGCGGGGGAGGUUAUAAAAGCUGAAACAUCUCACACCUCUGACCAAGUCGCCUCAACAGAGCUCAUCGCGGAGAUUGUGCAUUCUGCCGACACUCAGGAAAUUGUGGUUGUCGGGGAGGAGGCUCAUAUCACCGGGGCCUGGCCCACCGUGCACCUGAAUCAGAGUUACCUUCUGCAGCGAGAGGAUGGCAGCGUCUGCGAAGCCGCCAUCGUCAACGAGCUGACUUCGGAGAUCUCCGCUGGGGAGCCGAAGCUGUACACAGGAAGCGUUCAGACGCAGAUGGAGCUGGGCUCUCAACCUGUGGAAGUGUACGAGUUUUGCAGUCUGGUGGAGGAGGUCGCAGAGGAGACGGUCUGUGCCAGCAGUGCUGCACAGAUGCCUCAUUCUCCUGGAUAUGAGGUGAACUUAUUCAACGCUUUACUAGAAAACUCUGAGGACCUCGAAGCAUCUAUCCACACAGUUGGUGAAAACAACACCAUCAUAAUCUCCCAGCAGCCCUUGCGUUCAACAAGUGAUAUAAAUCAGGCUUGCUCUAGCAGUAAUUUAUCCAUACGAAACACAAGCAUGGCCGGAGUUGAACAGCAUUUGGUGUUAGAUGCUAACCAAGCUGUUGAAGUGGCACACUCAAGUGCGGUUUGUUUAGUUGAAGUAGCGGCCGUUACUGCUGACUCAUUCACUGUUGAACAGGCGGACACCAGCGCGCAAAUCGGGACACGGGUCGGUGCUGACCAGACGGAGGUGAGCGGUACUGCUGUGCUUCAGACUGUUGGCCCAAAACAGGAAGCAGAAGUAACAGUUGCUUCGUUAUCUCUCUUAUCCCCAGUGGUUACUAUUACCAGUGGAAACUUGGGGAUGCAGGCCCCUGUUGCUGUUACACUUUCUCAUAUAGGAAACCAACCCUCCCUAAAUCAGACCCCAGGAGUCACUGUUGUAAGUGUCACAAAGCCUGAGGUCUGUGUUUCUGCUUGUGACGGGACCAAAGAUUCCCCCGCUGUCACCACAACGGCAUCAGUGACUGUUCAGAAUGUCGCUAUGCCCUCAGUAAGCAAGCCAGUGGCUUUGCGUGCCGCUCCUGGGGCUAUAAAUCCAACGCUGCUCCUUCUCAAACCGGGAGAAACUCCUCUCCUGAAACACCCACCCUCCUUUUCAUUGUCUAAGCAACAGAAUGCAGACGGCAAGCUGGCCAAUGCCCACGGCUCCUGCUCCUGGUCUGGCACGGUGUCUGAGGAGUGCCUUCCCCAAACAGUCUCCGCUCUUAGCAGCUGCAGCGAUCAGACGCAGCGGGCUGUCAAUGAAUUGUCAGUGGUAGCAGCAGCAGGAGCUUCUGUCAAGCUAGAAAGUGGUAAUAUUUCUCUUGAACCCGACCCGGCUACACCUGCCACCCCCUUAACGACUACUACAAGCAAACCUGAGGCCUUAACCGUUAGCAGAACUUUAUCCCAAGAUGUUUCCACAGCAGCCGCUACGCUGCACAGUUCGAACAUGCUCACAGCUUCAGUCUCAGCAUCCACCAGCCCCGGCGACUUCCCCAGCCAACCCGAUUCCAUCUACGGGGAGGAAGAUGGCGAGGACAUUGAGCAUGACGACCCUGCGGGAGAAACUGAGGUCCAGGAGAGCAACUCGGGACAGGUUAGCAGCCCAGAAGAAGGCAGUGACGACGAAGCCGACGGCGAAAAAAGCGAGAUGACCACCCCCAGCUCGCCACACAAGCAUGGACAGAGCAGGACAGACAGACAAGCACUGUUUCUUAAGGUACGCCAGUGGAUUGCAGACAGGGUCACUGGGAAUUCUUCUCCUGGAUCACCCUCAACCUUCUCCUACCCCGGAUCCUCAACCACACCUGACUGGUCCACACCACGGCGGGAGAGGUCCUCGCCUCUCCGGGGUCCCCACGGAAAGUUUGUUUCACCUUCCUCUUUCGGUGCCUACAGUUCGUCGUCUUCGCCGCCAGACCAGGGCUCCUCUCAGCGGUCCCGCAGUGAGCGUCACACCGACAUGGCAGAGCUGGCUAAACAUGAAGCUGACAUCGAGCAUCGAACACAGGCACUGAAGCGAGAGGGCUUCUGGUCAAUGAAGCGACUCACCCGCUUGACGGAGCCACCGCGGCCAAAGGUUCACUGGGAUUACCUGUGUGAGGAGAUGCAGUGGCUCUCGGCUGACUUUGCUCAAGAGAGGCGGUGGAAGAGAGGCGUGGCCAGAAAGGUGGUGCGGAUGGUGAUGCGGCACCAUGAGGAGCUGAGGCAAAAGGAAGAAAAAGCAAAGCGGGACGAGCAUGCUAAAAUCAGACGAGUCGCCUCUUCUAUCGCAAAGGAAGUCCGGGCUUUUUGGAGCAGUGUAGAGAAGGUGGUACAGUACAAGCAGCAGUCCAGGCUAGAGGAGAAGCGGAAGAAGGCGUUGGACCUUCAGCUGGACUUCAUUGUUGGCCAGACGGAGAAAUACUCGGACCUCCUGAGCAAGUCCUUGGCACCCAUCAGGCCUGCUGAGACCGUCGUGUCUCCACAGAAAUCCCUGCCUAAUCCUGUCGAGGAGGAUGACAGAGACUUUGAACCUCCCUGUGAAGAGGAGGAUGAUGAAGAGACCAUAGAGGUGGAGGAGCAGCAGGAGGGAAAUGAUGCUGAGAGCCACCGGAGGGAGAUUGAACUGCUGAAGGAAGAGGGCAUGCUGCCACUGGACCAGCUGCUCAGCAGCCUCAAUCUGCCUCAGGACCAGGGCUCGGACGAAGAAUGCUCUGAUGAAACGUCUUCAUCAGAGGCGGGGGAGGAAGAAGACGGGGAAUUCACUGCCAACGAAGAGGAUGCUGAGGAUGAGGAGGACACGAUAGCAGCUCAGGAGAAGGUGGAAGGAAAUGUAGAUCAUGCAGAGGAACUCGAUGAUUUAGCCAAAGAGGGCGAUAUGAGCAUGGAGGAGUUGCUGGAGAAGUACAAAGGAGCGUAUGCCUCAGACUUUGAGGUCCCGUCUGCUUCUGGCUCUAAAGCGAGCUCUGAUUCGGAGGUGUCUGGGGAUGAGGAGGUGGAGACUGAAGAAGAUGAGAGUGAUGUGGAAAGUAACACUUCUUCCUCAGAUUCACCAGGCGACAGUGCUGAAGAUGAGGAGAGCGAGAAGGAUGAGGAAGAGAGUGAGGAGGAAGACGAAGAGGAGUGUGGAGAUGAAGGGAUGGAGGUUUUGCUGAAGGAGGGAGACAGCAGCCCGUCUUCCUCUGGCUCGCGGCCAAAGAAGGAGAUCAGUCACAUUGCUGCUACUGCAGAGAGCCUGCAGCCCAAAGGCUACACUUUGGCUACCACAAAGGUCAAGACCCCCAUUCCAUUUCUGCUUCAUGGCACAUUACGAGAGUAUCAGCACAUCGGUCUCGACUGGUUGGUCACCAUGUAUGAGAAAAAGCUAAACGGCAUUUUGGCUGAUGAGAUGGGCCUCGGCAAGACGAUCCAGACUAUUGCUCUGCUGGCUCACCUCGCCUGUGAGAAAGGUAACUGGGGCCCUCACCUCAUCAUCGUCCCCACCAGCGUAAUGUUAAACUGGGAGAUGGAGCUGAAGCGCUGGUGUCCAGGGUUUAAAAUCCUUACGUAUUUUGGCAGUCAAAAGGAGAGAAAGUUAAAGAGACAGGGCUGGACAAAGCCAAAUGCUUUCCACGUUUGCAUCACUUCUUACAAGCUGGUGCUGCAGGAUCACCAGGCCUUCAGGCGAAAGUCUUGGCGCUAUCUGAUCCUCGAUGAGGCCCAGAACAUCAAGAACUUCAAGUCCCAGCGCUGGCAGAGUCUGCUGAACUUCAACAGCCACCGGCGACUGCUGCUGACAGGAACCCCUCUACAGAACAGCCUGAUGGAGCUCUGGUCCCUCAUGCAUUUCCUCAUGCCCCACGUCUUCCAGUCCCACCGCGAGUUCAAAGAGUGGUUCUCCAACCCGCUGACGGGAAUGAUCGAGGGCAGUCAGGAGUACAACGAAGGCCUGGUUAAGAGGCUUCACAAGGUGCUGAGGCCGUUCCUGCUCAGGAGGAUCAAGGCUGACGUGGAGAAGCAGAUGCCCAAGAAAUAUGAGCAUGUGGUGCGCUGCCGUCUGUCCAAGAGACAGCGAUUCCUCUACGAUGACUUCAUGGCGCAGGCAUCGACCAGGGAAACGCUGGCCAGUGGUCACUUCAUGUCUGUGAUUAACAUCCUCAUGCAGCUUCGCAAAGUGUGCAAUCAUCCCAACCUUUUUGACCCUCGACCCAUCCAGUCUCCCUUCAUCAUGCAACCCAUUAUUUUCCACACAGCCUCUCUGGUGCAUGACGCCCUGGAGGUAUCUCCUUUGAAGCGCUGCGACGUUUCCAUGUUUGACCUUGUUGGUUUGGAGAGCCGCGUGUCCCGUUACCAGGCAGAUGUCUUCCUGCCACGCUACAGGGCCAGUCGCCAACUAAUCCAGGAGAUCAUGGAGUCCCCCGAACCUCCUCCAAGGCCCAAACCAGUCCGCAUGAAAGUCAACAGAAUGUUUCAGCCGCCUCCUAAAGGUGAUAAUCGCCCAGUUCUCCUGAUGAACAAACCUACCUGCUCCGUCCCCCCUGCAGCACAGACCCCCAAACCACCUCCAGUCACUGAAGUCACCUCAGCUCCUGCACCCGCUCCUGUAGUUCAGCAGGUGGUCUGUUCAGUCGCAUCCACUCCUCCUCGCCCAUCUCUUCAUCCUACCGCUCAAACUGCAGUGAGGUCCAAUGCUCCAAAAGCGAUGCUGACUGUACGGCCUCCCACUGCUCCCUGCACAGCCACUAUCCCAGCUCAGCCGAGUCCAAACCCCAGCAAUGUCAUGCCCCAGAGGGUCCUGCUUAGUCCAGAUAUGCAAGCUAGGUUGCCUUCUGGGGAGGUAGUAAGUAUAGCCCAGCUGGCUUCUCUGGCAGGUCGGCCUGUGUCGUCGUGUCAAGGAAGCAAACCAGUCACCUUCCAGCUUCAGGGCAACAAGUUGACUCUGUCUGGAGCACAGAUCCACCAAGUUCCAGCAGCUUCCUCACGCCCAGUUCAAGGUAAUGUGAUAAACCUGGUCCCCGGUGGCGUGCAGCAUCACCUCAUCAGCCAACCUGCACAGGUGGCUGUCCAGAGUACAGUCAGCACACACCCUGCAAACAAUCCCUCUGCUGCCCCCCCUGCUAAUCGCCUGCCACACAACACCACCUCUCAAGUGUCCUCAACCAUGGUGAGCAGCCCUGGGGUCGUGAAGAUCGUUGUGCGUCAGUCAACAGGCAAGGAGGGCGGGCCUGUGCCCACCCUGGCUGUGGCCCCUUCCCCUCGUGUCGCUCCCCAGCCAUCCCCUUCCCUGCACCCACACGCCAACACGACCCCCGUCAGGAACACCGCUCCACUGCAAAUUGCCCAGCGCACCCCUGGUCCUGCUACCGCCCACUACACCAUAGCUCCUCCCAGAAACCCUAGCUCAGCCCCGAACCAGCCCCAACCCCCUCGCCCUGUCCUCAAAGUAGUGCAGCCUCCUCCUCCAUCGAGCACAGAACAGCCAGCUCCAGCUCAGGUGAGCGCCUCUUCUUCUGCUCCAAAGACCUCAGCAACACCGCGGGAAAGUAGCAGCAGCAGUCAGACAGCAGUUAGCACAAAGUCAAAGUCCAAUCUGGGUGCAAAAGCCUUCCCUCCACCCAGGAAGGUGCCUCGUCCUGCUCCCCGUUCGCCUUUCUACAUGUCAUGGCUUGCAGACUCCGAGAAACAGCAGCACGACAGCCGGCUGGACUUCAUCUUUCGAGUCAACGAACUCCACUGUGGAGCAAAGCCCAUGUAUGGUCAGGAGGUUCUGGACUUCCUGACUUUCCUGCCCGGUCGUCGUCCAUCACCUGCUGCCCUGAACCCUCAGGGAGAGUGGGGCCGCUCUGGCCAGAGCAGCUGUCUGUAUGCACAGCAGCAAAACGAGCACGACUACUGGUUUCACAGUCACGCUGUAAGAGAGGCCAUCCACAGCAUCGAAGGACGGCUGGAGCUGCUGAGUGACAUCAUAGACCGGUACACAUUUGCAAUUCCUCCAGUGGAAGCUCCACCCAUCUCCAUGCACUGCUGCCAUCCUCCGCCAUCUCUGAACCACAAGCAGGCAGUCUUCUCCUCCAUGUUAUCAGCUGAAGUCACGCCGCUCACUCGCAGCCUCCACCACGUCCAGUCCUAUAUGAGGACACAGUUCCCUGACCUGAGGCUCAUACAGUACGACUGUGGUAAGCUUCAGACUCUCCACACGUUGCUGCGAAAGCUGAAGGCGGGAGGCCACAGGGUGCUGAUUUUCACUCAGAUGACUCGAAUGCUGGAUGUGCUGGAGCAGUUCCUCAACUACCACGGACACAUCUACCUCCGUCUGGAUGGCAGCACCCGGGUGGAGCAGAGACAGGCGCUCAUGGAGCGCUUCAAUGCAGAUCGACGCAUCUUCUGCUUCAUUUUGUCAACCCGCAGCGGCGGCGUCGGGGUCAAUCUGACCGGGGCCGACACUGUGGUGUUCUACGACAGUGACUGGAACCCCACCAUGGAUGCUCAGGCUCAGGACCGAUGCCACCGAAUCGGCCAGACCCGCGACGUCCACAUCUAUAGGUUGAUCAGUGAGCGCACGGUGGAGGAGAACAUUUUGAAGAAGGCAAACCAGAAGAGGAUGCUGGGAGAUAUGGCUAUCGAAGGAGGAAACUUCACCACGGCCUUCUUUAAACAGCAAACCAUCAGAGAGCUGUUUGAUGUGAAUGAGGGGGAGAAGAGGGAGGCGGCGGUGGAGCUGUCGGUGCCCCAGGCUGAGGAGGAGGAAGCCGUCAACAAGCAGAGCACCACCAUCCUGGAGCAGGCGCUGUGUCGUGCCGAGGAUGAGGAGGACAUAGUGGCGGCCUCUCAGGCCAAAGCAGAGCAGGUGGCCGAACUGGCGGAGUUCAACGAAAACAUACCGCUUGAUGACGGCGGGGAGCAGGAGGAAGUGGAGGAGCUCUCUAAAGCCGAGCAGGAAAUAGCCGCACUGGUGGAGCAGCUCACUCCCAUUGAGCGCUACGCCAUGAACUUCCUGGAAGCUUCGUUAGAAGAUGUGUGCAAAGAGGAGUUGAAGCAGGCUGAGGAACAGGUGGAGGCUGCCAGGAAGGGUCUGGACCAGGCAAAGGAGGAGGGCCUGAAGCUCCACACAUCAUCUGAUGAUGACGAGGACGACUUUUUGUCAACACCAACUUCUGCUGAACCCGCCCAUCCAGCUCCAGCCCGUCGUGGUCGUAAACCCAAGGACAAGACUGCCACCUCUACAAGGACUAGCGGCCGACUCCGUGGGGCCUCGCCUGAAACUGAGCCUGAGCCCACGACUCCCAGAGAAGUGCCUGAAAGAUCCCGCUCAGGUCUGAGAGGACGAGGAGCUGCCAAAGACACAGGUUCUGCGUCUACGAUCCCAUCCCGCACAGACCACCACAAAACGUCAUCAUCCACCCGGGUUCAAGAUUCCUCCAAAUCUUCGAAAGCGUCAUCUCCCGCCAGAGAUCACCAGAACGCCAAAACCAGGACUCAACCAAACCGCUCCCAUCCUAGCCCAGUGCCUUCCCCUCCUACAGCCUCGCCCCCUGGUGGGAAACAGCAGUGUGCUGGGGAGACGGACAGUAAAAUCUCCAAAACGGGGAGGGAGGAGAAGGAGGUGGAGAAGGAGAGGAGGGCGUCUGAGUCAUCGCUGGAGUCCAGCUGUCCGGCGGAUCAUCAGACUAAGGAUGAUGACAGUAAAGACUGCGCCAUGUCUCCUCCCUCCACCAGCUCACGGUCGCCUCGCAAGCGGCAGUCAGCUGACGGUGAAGUGCUGCGGGGACUGGUUGAAGAUUCACCAUCAGCCAAAGUUCUGCGGAAGCUCCCGGGCCGGCUAGUCACAGUGGUGGAAGAGAAAGAGCCACGAAAGAGGCGGCGGCGAGGAAGUGGGACGGGAGGUGGUUGCUCUUCAGAAGAGGCAACGGCGGAGGACAGCGGUGCUGGAUUUGUUGACGAGCCAAACAAGGAGGACGCAUCACAGAGCCCAGAUGGCAAAACUAAAGAGACUGUUACCAAAUCCCCUCUGGACCAAGACGCUACCCCAAGUCCGCCUGUGCACCCUCAGCCUGUCAGAGGCUAUCCUCCAUAUUCCCCUCCUCAUCUGUCUCCUGACAUGCCAGUGCUGAGGAAUCUUCCCGUGCGGCGCAGAUUGGAAACCGAAUCUCGUAUGGCUGCCCAGAUGGGAGAGCAGCAUCUAGGGAGAGGACGGGGAGUGAACCAGUCCAAGAAAACGGACAUCCCACCAGGCAGAGACGCUGCUUCCGCCUCUGCUGCGGAGUCCAGCGUGAACUCUCUCAUGCCACCUUUGAAAAGAAAGAGGGGCCGGCCCCCUAAGACUCCCACAAGACUACCUGAACUUGACAACGCAUCAACCACAUGCCCACAUCCCAUCUCGGCAAUUGAGGAAGGAAACCCGCCACUGUCCCCUAAACGUAAGAGGGGUCGUCCCCGCAAGGACUCAACGACCACGCUAGAGACCGUUAAUGAGAGUCAGAACACUGAUCUAUCUAAAAGUGAUUCCAGGACAGAACUGACGAUCUCAGAGACCCCGCCUCCUGCUGCUAUUUUUGAAAUGACUCGGUCUUCACAGUCGACCAAAGCUGAUCAGACAGACACUAAAAUUGAGGCUUUGGCCCCGCCUCCAAAUCCAGCCUCCUCAACAAAGUCAGAUGAAGUUUCCACACCUGUCUCACUUCCCACUUCACCUGCACCCCAGGUGACCUCACUGAUCUCUGAGACUGCCUCUCCCCAAGUGGUUGCUUCAGCCCCAGCUCCAAGUCCAGCACCAGCACCAGUCCUCUCUUCUUCCACAUAUACCUCCACCCCCGUCAGCAACACAGCUCCGUCUCCACCUGUCAGCGAUGUCUCACCUCCUCCUCCAGGUGUUAAACCAACACUUGUGGUUUCCACAGUUUCAGAUGCUGCUGUUCAACCAGCUGUGGAGGCAACCACCACCACAACCACACCAAUUACACACUCCACUCCACCCACUACGUCAUCUUUCAAAGCUGUUAAAGACCCCACCCCAACACUCACAACAGCUGCUACCACAGCGUCUGUAACAGUUAGUAUUACACCACAAGUCACCACUGCAAUGACAUCACCUCCAACUUCUCUUGUGAAGGACUUGCCACAAGCCUCUCUAGCCUCCACACCCUCCAGUCAUCCUGUAUCGAGUCUGGAUACAGUUUCAUCCAAGCAGACCCCUCCAACUACACCUUCCCCCAAACAGACCUCCCCAGCUCCAUCUUUACCCAAGCAGAGCCUUCAAGCUACAGCUUCGCCUAAGCAAGCCCCUGUAGCUACACCUUCCCCCAAGCAGACCUCCCCAGCUCCACCUUCGCCCAAGCAGACCUCCCCAGCUCCACCUUCGCCCAAGCAGACCCCUCCAGCUACAGCUACGACUGUGACAGCUCCAGUAAAAACAGCACAAACCAGUAUGUUAGACUCAAUCCAGACAGUGUCUGACAAGACUUCUACAUCACCACCAGUCAAAACAGUGGCACCAUCUUCUGGUAAUACAGCUCCACCUUCCCCUCCAGCCAAAGCAAAGACAAUUGAAACUGCUAACAAAAGCCCGACCGAACAAGCAUCACCAACUGCAGAGGUUCAGGAACAUGUAGAGCCCGAAAAGCCUUCAGCAUCAAGUCCAGUCUGCACGCCUCCUCCAACUACAACUUCCCCAAGUGCUGUUACACCUGCAGAGGCAAAGAAGGCUUCAGCAGCUUCAUCACCCCCAGCAGAAGGAGUAACAACACCUUCAACUGCAGCGCCAUCCAAAGUCCUCACUUCUUCUUCUCCUCCCAAAACUGCAGAAAAGACUGACAAGACACCUCCGGUAACAGCUACAACAUCAGCAUCACUGUCUGUCACCAUAGCUACAUCAUCACCAGAAAAGUCUGCUUCCCUAGGGUCAACAACCACAACCAUCACCCCUGCUUCAGUAGCUACAGUCACAGCAUCCACAACCAAAACAGCUCCACCCGUGUCCACUACACAAACCUCUGCAGUCACUUCCUCUCAGCUACAAACUUCUUCAUCCACAAGUGUUCCUGCACCAUCUCAGACCGAGGAAGCCACACCUGCUCCCAUAUCCGCUCCCUCAUCCACUCCCCUCGUUGCACCAUCUUUAGAGCCAUCAACAGAGAAAGAGUCAGCUUCUAAAAGCGACCAAGAAGAGGUGACAGAAAUGGAGGCUGAAGCUGCGAUGAGUAAGGAAGACGACGACAAAAACUCAGACAUUAGCCAGUCUCAGCCUAAAAGAAGAAAGGUGGAGAGUUCCUCUGAGACCAAAGAGUCAGGAAGGCCCCAAGGAGUGGGACGAGAAACAAAAACCACAACCCCCAUUCCGAAAGAUGAAGCUAACCCUCUGGAAGAAGAGAAAACUACUGAGGAUCAGAAACCUGCUAUCCAGAAAAGGUCACUUAGUCGCCAGAGUAGCCAGGAGUCUGCUUGCUCUUCUUCGCCAUCGUCUGGGUGCUCUACCUCCACCCUCACCCGCCAUGCCCACCACAAGAGGACCUACGAGAACAGACAUCCUACCAAGAAGAGGCGAGUGGAUCCUACAUCAGAGGCAGGGAAGGAGGACAAGGAGGAACAUGGCGAGGAGGAGGAGGAGAAGAUAGAAGAGGGUAGUGAGACGGACCUUCCCCCCACUGCCUCUCGAAGGAGGCGCUCCAGGUCUCCUUCCUCUUCCUCCUCCGACUCUGACAGCAGCAACAGCAGGAAGGAGCACCGGCUCACUCGCUCAGCAAAACGCAGGCUCCAAGAUCAGGAGAAGGAAAAGUGCACCAAGGACAGGAAGGGAGCCAAACCAGCACGCAGCUCGGACAGAAAUGCGUCAAACAACGCCAAUGCGUCCACAGGAGGAGAGUCGGGCAGCGAUACGUCUUCUGUUAGGAUCACCAGGAAGUCUGUGGGAUCACAGCCGCCACAGGACACUAAAACGCUGACCAACAGCACGCCCUCGCUACCUCCUGAGCCAGAGGUUCUAGGGAAAAGGUGCUCAGCACUCAAUGCAGCAGCCAAGCUUUUAGCUAUGAAAGGCAGGGUGGACACCCCAGGCCACACACCUCGGAAAGACUCCACCCCUAAAGCUCCUGCGACUUCCACCACUGCCCCUUCGGACAAAAACCAAAAGCCUAAAAGUAAAAGUGUGCCAGCCUCUCCUCAGAGCAACUCUGUGACCAAUAACAAAAGCAGCAAACCUUCAACACCCAAUCAGGCGAGCCGAUCUACAUCACGCUCCACCAGACAGUGCCCUGGCUCUCUGGUUCCACCCUUAGAGGUGGAGUACAAGAGGCCUAAACCAGAGGAGAAAGAGAGAGGGAGCAGGAAGUCCUCGAGGGGCAAGGAAGGCGAGGGAGAGACGCGAUCGUCGUCAAGGGGCCACAGCGCCUGCAGCAGCAUGAGCAGCGAUGGCGAGGGCGACUGCGGCGGACGCAGCAGCAGAAGCCGCAGCAGCAGCAACAGCAGCCAGCGCACCCUCAGCUCCCAGAACACGGAGCACCGAGGUUCCCGCUCCCGUGCCACUUCCUCCGGCAGCGAGCGGGAGAGGGACCGCAGCCCUGAGCGGGCAAAGAGCCGUGACAAAAAGGAGAAACAACACCGAGAGAGUCGCAAGGAGAGCAGGAGGUCCCAGAAGCUCUCGCAGGAUGUGACCAGCAGCUCGGGAACCGAGGGGUCAACGCCAGACAGGGUGCUACGGAGUGUUGCUGCACUCGCUGCAGUGCAGGCCCGCUCACCGGCCGCAAGCACCCGCUCCUCCUCAAGCCAACAGCGUCACAAUAAGACAUGAUUGGAGUGCCAAAGGGGAGAAUUAAAAAAAACAAAAAAAAAACAGAAGCGAGGGUGUGGCGGAGCGUGAUACGAGAGCAUGACGUGAUCUCCAAGGUUGCUGCUUUGUCUGCACUCUGAGGAAAAACAAGAGCAAACUGAGUGCUGCACAAGCCAGGGACCUCACCGCCUCUCGGGCCCUCUCCCUUUCUAGUCGGGGCACGCCAGCUCUGCUUUUGAGCGCUGGGGGAAGGCUCAGGGACGCUGGACUGACAGUAAACAGGUGGCGCCGCUGUCGAGCGUCCAGAUAUGUGGACAUGCCGUGGAUAAAACUCACCACUUGGACUCGGAGGGGGUGGGGCGUGGGUGGGACAAAAGGUGCAAGUUGUUAGUUCACAUAAUGUACUGUAAUCAUUAAAAGACUGGAACACUCAGAUGCUCUGUUAAGACAGGGUUAACGGCGCCCUCUGCUGGGGUUACCCAUGAAAAGUAAUUUGUGUGACAUUUAAAAGUCUCGAGUGAGCGGUUGUAUUGUAAGUUGAAGGUUUUAGAAAGUUUGGUUUUGAGAUUUUCUGUCCUGACUAUUGUUUCUCUGUAGUCAGUUGAUAAGUUAUGCAUAUUUUAUUAUUUCUUCCAGGUUAUUAGGAAGAGAACAGAUCUGUCAAUGUGAUCUUUGCUGCACUAUGCUGGAGCUCGUCUUUUUGUUUGGCCCCUCCUCUCCCCCUCUUUGUUUAUUUUUAAUUUUUUUUAUUUUCUCCAUGUCACUUUCUGUUCAUCGGAUUCGAAAAUCCAGCCUUGCAUUUCUCUUUUGCACAUCUUUAAUAACGUGGCCCUCGGCUUUUUUUCAGUACACCGUGGUGUUGUGAUGCGUUUGUUCAUCAACUGAAGUUGAUGAAUUGGUUCCUGGUACCUGACGAUGUUUGUCUCCAGUUUGGAAAAUGUAUUAUCUUUAGUCACACCACAAAAUCCAGCUUUCAUCCCCCCAAAACGUCCUAAAGGCAGUUUAAAAAAUUACUUGUCACAAAAAGCCAAGUAAAUGUUGAGAACUGAAUUUAAGAGUGCCUCUGUGGCCAAAUGGUUUUGAACCUCAGAUUGCCUUGUGAAGCACCUGAAGCAGGGGUGUUAAAUUUCUCUUAUUCGGUUAUUAAAAAAACAAAUUAAUCCAAAAAAUGAUGUGGGGAAAAAUCCACCCCUUACAUGAAACAAGAAAGGAAAAACACCCCGAGCAUCAGUGCUACUGAAUUAAUGUUUCAUUUUUCACCCGAACUUUGUUUUUCUCUCACAUCAUCGAUUUUGGUUCAUGUUUAAAAAAAAAAAAAAGAAAAAAAAGAAAAAAGUAUACUUGGACAAAAUAAAAAAAAAAUGUGAAUAAAAUUACUGGUACAGUUUGAGAUGACUGUAAAUUGUUGAUUUACUUUUGAGCAAAGAUGAUAUCUGGUGGGGGGGCGGGGGGGUAGUUUAUGGUGAUGGUCUUACUUUGAUUUCUGUCUCUUUUUGUUGCAUUCCUUUGAUCCUUGUAAUUCCACAUUGUUUUACUUGAAAAUUAUGGCAAUUACAGUUGAAUAAAAAGACCAAAAAUUA